This is a messenger RNA of Panthera uncia (snow leopard), 1338 nucleotides long. RefSeq names its product ectonucleotide pyrophosphatase/phosphodiesterase family member 7-like. Lineage: Eukaryota; Metazoa; Chordata; Mammalia; Carnivora; Felidae. The record is from RefSeq and is a predicted model, not a curated record. The transcript is spliced from 5 exons. Bases 1 to 1338 code for a protein of 445 amino acids.
AUGACAGGGUUUGGGGUCCUCACGCUGCUGCUGCCCGUCCUGCUGGGCUGGGCCAGCUGCCACCCUGUCCCUGGAAGGAAGAACUUCAACAAGCUGCUGCUGAUCUCCUUCGAUGGCUUCCGCUGGAACUAUGACCAGGAUGUGGACACCCCCAACAUGGACCGGCUGGCCCAGGAGGGCGUGAAGGCCAAGUACCUCACACCACCCUUCGUAACAAUGACGUCCCCGUCUCACUUCACCACCAUCUCAGGUCGCUGGAUUGAAGAUCAUGGAGUCAUUCACAACAUGAUGUUUAACACAGAGACACACUGGAAGUACUCCUUCAAGACCACACAGAAUAAGACUGAAUGGUGGGACAAUGAUGUUCUCCCCCUCUGGAUCACAGCCCAGAGACAGGGGAGGAAGACAGCAUCAUUCCACUAUCCUGGGGGAGGUGCAAAGUACAAAGGGGAGGCUGUCCAGCGGUCCCUGGUGGAGUCUUACACUCACCCAGACAGCAAUGAGACAGAGUGGAGGGAGAACAUCGAUAUUGUCAUGAACUGGUUCACUAAGGAAGACUUUGAUUUUGUGACUCUGUACUAUGGAGAGCCAGAUAACGUGGGUCACAAAUUUGGGCCUGAGACGGAGAACAGAAGGGUGAUGAUUCAGCAAAUUGACAGAACCAUCGGGUACCUGGUGGAAGCCAUUAAGAGGCACAGCUUGACCAAGCACCUCAAUGUCAUCAUCACAUCAGACCAUGGCAUGACCACAGUAAAAAAGAGGCCCAAUGUCACUGAGAUCCUCUUGACAAACUACAUCAAGUUCAAGGACUUGGUCAAGUUUGAUAUCGUGGACUAUGGUGGCUUUGGGAUGAUCCUGCCCAAACCAGGGAAAGAGAAAGCUGUUUACCAAGCACUGAAGAAUGCACAUCCUCACCUCAAUGUGUACAAGAAGGAGGAAUUCCCAGAACGCUUCCAUUUUGCUAAACACAAGCGGGUGCUGCCAAUUGUGAUGUACGCUGACUCUGGUUAUAACAUCAAUGGGCAACUAAUAAUAUAUUUCAACAAAGGAGAUCAUGGCUUUGAUAAUGUCUACAUGGACAUGAAGACCAUAUUCAGAGCUUUUGGGCCAGAUUUCAAAAAGAAUCACCUAGCUGAGCCUUUUGACAGCAUCCACAUCUACCCACUCAUGUGUAAGCUCCUGGGGGUUACCCCUGAACCCCAUAACGGCUCCCUGGCAGUCACCCAGGAAAUGCUUGUGCAACAUGAGCACAAUGAGCAGCAGCCAGCUGCGCAACAGGGAGGGAGCUACGCGUCCGCCAAAAAGUGCCUCGUGAAGACGCGGGAACAGCGAGAAUGA